Cuscuta epithymum is the source of this 2015-nucleotide messenger RNA. The record is from the annotation of a GenBank genome assembly. Lineage: Eukaryota; Viridiplantae; Streptophyta; Magnoliopsida; Solanales; Convolvulaceae.
GUCGAAUCAAGGGUUUAUAUCCAGGGAACAAAAACGGAAGAAAGUUAUAUACAGGGACUAAGCCGAAAGAUCACUUUUUUGGCUGUAGAAUUGUACGAUCCAGAUCUGAGGAGCCUCUGUUUUUUCAGCAUUGGCCGCCAAUAGCGAAUCUUGCUCGUUUUCGGGAGUCCUGUCCACGAAGCCUGCUUUCUGGGAUUUUUUUUUUUGUAUCUGACCAAACGUUUCCUUGAGUUUGGUAAGCUCAUUUCCUUCACCAAAAGGUCAAACUUCUACCUGGUUCGGUUUUACUAUUCAUUACUCCUCUCUCCAAAUUUGAGUUUUGUGGAUUUAUCCCGUGGCAGUGUUAGCUUGAUCUUUAAUCUGUGUUGAAGAAGAUUGCCAUGUCUGGAACAUUGGGUCGUAAAAUGGCCUCUACGGGCAUUUCUUCUCUGAUUGCAAAUCGGCUUUUGGUGAGAAGCAGGCAAUUUGCAUCCCGAAGCUUCUCUUCAACUGCUAAAGAGAUGACAGUGCGUGAUGCCUUGAAUUCAGCACUUGAUGAAGAAAUGUCGGCAGAUCCUAAGGUCUUUUUAAUGGGCGAAGAGGUUGGUGAGUACCAGGGAGCAUACAAGAUUUCAAAAGGACUUUUGGACAAGUAUGGCCCAGAGAGAGUUAUUGAUACACCUAUCACUGAGGCUGGAUUUACUGGGAUUGGAGUGGGUGCUGCUUACUAUGGGCUGAAGCCUAUUGUAGAAUUCAUGACAUUUAACUUUUCAAUGCAGGCAAUUGAUCAUAUUAUUAAUUCUGCUGCAAAGUCGAACUACAUGUCUGCUGGUCAGAUAUCCGUGCCUAUUGUCUUUAGAGGACCCAAUGGAGCUGCAGCUGGUGUUGGUGCCCAACAUUCUCAGUGCUAUGCAGCAUGGUAUGCUUCAUGUCCAGGACUUAAGGUUCUAACUCCAUACUCCUCCGAAGAUGCUCGUGGCCUUCUCAAAGCUGCUAUUAGGGAUCCAGACCCCGUUGUUUUUCUUGAAAAUGAAUUGCUAUAUGGUGAGUCUUUCCCCGUUUCAGAUGAAGUUCUUGAUUCUAGUUUCUGCCUUCCAAUCGGGAAAGCUAAAAUUGAACGUGAAGGAAAAGAUGUGACAAUCACCGCCUUCUCAAAAAUGGUCGGCUAUGCUCUAAAGGCUGCUGAGAUUCUUGCAAAGGAAGGAAUCAGUGCUGAGGUCAUAAAUUUGCGCUCAAUCAGACCUCUCGAUAGAUCCACCAUCAACUCUUCUGUUAGGAAAACUAACAGACUUGUAACUGUUGAAGAAGGGUUCCCGCAACACGGUGUUGGCGCUGAGAUCUGUGCAACUGUUGUUGAGGAAAGCUUUGGAUACCUUGAUGCACCUGUUGAAAGGAUAGCAGGAGCUGAUGUUCCUAUGCCGUAUGCAGCAAAUCUUGAAAGAUUAGCUGUUCCCCAGAUUGAAGACAUAGUUCGUGCAGCAAAAAGGGCAUGUUAUAGAUCAGUUCCUUUGGCUGCCACUGCAUAGGAAUUUUGGGAUUGACAUUAUAAUUGUAUUCCAAAAUCUGGUCUCUUUUCUUCAACUAAACCUAUGUUUCGAUCUACACCCUCUUUUGAGGAUAUUUAUUCUUUGUCCACAUUGAUUUUGAUAACACACUUUCUCGGUUUCCUUGCAAUGCUUGCCCAUGGACGACCUGAGUACUGAGAAUCAGUCUCAAAACAAACUUUUGUAAAAAUAUAAUAAUAUGAUUGGGGUAUGUAUAUUUGCCCCUACUUUUUAGAUUUCUUCUAGCGCAACCGUUUAAACUGUCAUGCUAAUGUGUCAUUAGCAGCAUGUUUGCCUAUUUGGGGAAUUCUUAAAUUCUGCCAAAAAUGAUUCCAGCAGAAUAUUUGAGAUUGUUAUUUCAGUUUCACAUAGUAACUUUUGGGAAUUGAUGCUUCGUAGUUUGUUUGUAUGGAAAAAUAAUAUAAACACCAAAUUUUGAAGGGGUGUGGGAUAAGCACCCAAACUUACAUAUGCAAUGCGUAUAUAUCCCGA